Messenger RNA from Didymodactylos carnosus, 2268 nucleotides. The record is from the annotation of a GenBank genome assembly. Lineage: Eukaryota; Metazoa; Rotifera; Eurotatoria; Philodinida; Philodinidae.
AUGUCGUUAAAUAACAAAUUAGUACCAGUUAGUGAUAUAUCUAUUGACGAAUUUUUAAAUAUAUUCUAUGAAUUAGAACAAAUUUUAUUAGAUAAUUCUGAUUGUGAUUUAAUUAUUCCAUAUAUUGAUCGACUUUCAACAAAAAUUUAUUUAGCUUAUGAAAAUAUUAAAGAUAAACAAUUAUCAAUAUUACUUGAUCUAUUAACUGAUCUACUAAUUAAAAUAAUGGAUAUACUUGAAAUUGUUGAUAGAUCACCAAUUAUUAUUCCACAUUUAAUUUCAUUUGUACAAUAUUUACCAAAAUUUAUUAAAAAUAUUAAUUUAAAUGAAGUAUUUUCAUCAAAUUCAAUAUUUACUGAUGAAUUACUUAAUUUUUAUUUAAAACUUCUUAAUUGUACAAGAAUAAAAAAUUAUUUAGAAUCUAUUGAACAACGAGAAAUACAUGAUCCAUUAUUAAAUACUAUAUUAAUAAUAAUUUUUAGUUGUUUUAUUUAUAUUAAACAAUUAUCAAUAAAUAUUCUUGAUUCAUCAAAAUUAACAAUUAAAUUAUUUAUUUCAUUUAUUGAUCAUGAUCAUUUACAAUCUGAAACAAGUACUAAUUUAUUACGUUUAUUAAAAGUUUUACAUAAAAGACCAGAUUUUACUACAAUAUUUAUUCAAAUGGGUUAUCCUCAAGCAUGUCUACGUUGGAUUUCUGAAUCAAAUUUAUCAUAUGAUAAUCAAUAUUAUAUUCUUAAUAUUUUAUAUAAUAUUUCUCGACAUAAUAAUGGUACACAAAUUUUAAAUGAACAAAAUGCAUUAGAAAUAUUACAUUUAUAUAAACAUCAAAUUUUUUUAAAAUCAUCAACAUUAUCACGAGAACAAUAUUCUGAUAUAGCUGUACUUUUUUGUAUGAUUUAUGCACUUUUACUUGAACCAGAUGAAUUAAAAAAAUCAUUAAAAACAUUAAAUGAAUUUUUAUAUAAUACAUUUGAUCGAUUAUUUCAAACAGUAGUUAAUGCUGCUAAUAAUGAAAAAUUUAAAUUCAAUUGUUUUCAUAUAUCUGAACCACUUACUGUAUUAACAAGAUUAUUUGUAAAUGAUGAAAUUGUUGAUUAUAUUUUAAAACAAAAUCUAGAAACAAAAUCAACUGUUGUAGAAUUUUUUUGUCAAUUAUUAUUUAAAUUUUAUAAUUUAACACGUGAUAGUAAUAAUAAAUCUGAUCAACUUACAUUAUUAUCUUUAUGUAAUCUACUAUGGAGUAUAUCAUUUCAAGAUAAAUAUAAAGAUGAAUUAAAAAAUAAUUCAGUAUUUAUGACUAUUAUUAAAUUAUUAACAAAUGAUAAUAUUGAUUUAACUACACAUGAAUAUAUGCCAAGACAUUUAUCAUCAAUUAGAAAAGCAACUGAAGGUUUAUUAUGGAAUUUAGAAGAUAAACCUUUACAUAUAGCGACACCGUUAAUUACUAAACAUCGCUCUCGUCCACUAGCCAUGAUUAGUUAUUCACAUGCAAAUAUUCUAUUUUGUAAAGAAUUAGUUGAGAAAAUACGUUCUAUGGAACAAUUUGAUAUUUGGGUUGAUUAUCUUAAUCAUGAGUUAACAAAUCAUACAUCAGUAACGCAUUCUGAUGAUAUUUGGGAAGAAAUUGCUGAGGCUAUAGAAAUUGCAUCGGUGAUCAUUCUGAUAGUGUCAAAAGAUUAUUAUGAUAGUAAAUCAUGUCGUCAAGAACUCAGCUAUGCUUGUGAUGUAUUGAAGAAACGUAUUAUUCCUAUUUAUCCAAAUACCGUUCAGAAAGAGUACAAAGCAACAGGUUGGUUGGGCAUUAGAACAGCUGGAUUAAAAUAUAUUCAUUUUGGAAGGAAAGAAUUUAAUACAGCCGUUGAAGAAUUAACUAAUACGGUGGGAGAUACAACAAACACAUCAAAAUAUGUAAUGCCACUACAACAGUCACAACCGAUAAUCCCUUACAACAGAAAACAAGAUAGAUCAUUGAAACAUUGGACAUUAGACGAUAUUUCACAUUGGUUUGAUGUCAAUCAUAUUCAUAUUGAUAUAAAAGAUUUAUAUACAUUUCAAACUAAAACAUCAUUGAUACUUUAUGCCGAGCAUUUGAAACUCUAUUAUACACAAGAAUAUGAACUACUCCUCAGUCGUUAUCAAGAAAAAUACGGAAAACAACUAGAGACGGAUAAAUUUAUCACGUUUGUAGAUGCUCUAUAUCGUCUUUAUGAUGAAGAUGCAGAUGACGUUAAGCCAUCCGAGAGUAAAACUGAAAUGACUUGGUUUUAA